Molecule: messenger RNA, 1005 nt
Organism: Blastocystis hominis
Lineage: Eukaryota; Bigyra; Opalinata; Blastocystidae
Exons: 8
Coding region: 436-1005 (189 amino acids)
Biological process (GO): protein folding
Cellular component (GO): microtubule cytoskeleton; cytoplasm
Molecular function (GO): GTPase activity; GTP binding
Source: RefSeq, a predicted model, not a curated record
AGGCAACGAGGCUUCCUCUUCUCUUUCUGCUGCCGUUCCUAAACGCCAGGAAGAGUCUCAUCGAGAGCAUCCGAAAUCUCUGCAGGCUGACGAUGAUUCGAUCAUAGUAAAAGGAUAUAAGCCAUGGAAGAAGAAUGAAAGCCAGUCGAAGCAGGAAAUUCGAGAGCAAGCGCUACCUGCUUCCUUUCGAAAACGAUUAGAGGAAGUUCGGCUGGAAGAGGUAAAAGCAACGGUGCGUCUGCAACGGACGUUCGACUUUGUCCACAAAACGGAAAGGGAGAUUGAAGAAAAAAAGCAGCAACUUCAAAACGACAUGGAAAGGCAUAAGAAAUUAGUAAUGAAUUUGGAAAAGAAGAUCAAAGAAAACUCGGUAGAGAAGAGAUAAUGAUAUGAAUAUGUGAAGGGUUUGAUUAUGUAAAUUAUUAUUCUAUUUCAAUGGGAUUGUUAUCAAUUAUUCGGAAACAAAAGAAGAAAGAAAAGGAUAUGCGUAUUUUAAUGCUAGGACUCGAUAAUGCUGGGAAAACAACUAUUCUCAAAAAGAUAAAUGGUGAGGAUACGCAAAGUAUCAGCCCGACGCUUGGCUUCAAGAUCCAUUCAAUAUAUUAUAAAUCAUACCAUAUGAAUAUUUGGGAUGUUGGCGGGCAAAAAACAAUCCGCAAUUACUGGAAAAACUAUUUCGAGGAGACUGAUGCUGUUGUAUGGGUUGUUGAUAGUAGCGAUUACCAGCGAUUAGACUUGUGCAAAGAAGAGUUCAGCCAAAUUAUCUUUGAAGAGAAACUAAUGGGCGCGGCAGUUCUAAUCUUAUGUAACAAGAAUGAUCUGGAAGGAGCUUUAGGUGCCGAUGAAAUUUCCAGGUAUUUAGAAUUAAGUGGACCUGCUUUUGAAACACGUUAUUGGGCUGUUUUUUCCUGUAGCGCUCUAACGGGAGAAGGGUUGCUAGAAAGUUUUGACUGGCUCGUGGAGCAUACAUAUAGCGGAAUGGCAUUAACCGAAGAAAAUGCAUGA